CACUUGGCUUCUUGGCGGCGAUAAUGGAGCUGGGGCCGGCCACCGGGCAGCCGGCGCAACAGUAUGCCCACCAUCCCCAGGCCCUCUCGGGCGGCGGUCCCUGCCCGGAGAUGCUGCAAGUGGCCGAGGAGGCUUUCCGAGGCGGACAGUUCGCGCUGGCGGCCGAAAUCCUGAGCUCGCAGCUGGCCGAGCUGCCGCAGCCCGAGCGGGGCCUCUGCCUCCGUCAAGGGGACGCGCUGGCCCGCGCGGGGCGCAUGGCCGAAGCGUUGGACUCGUACAGCGUCGCCGCUAGAUUGGCCCGCUUGCGGCCCGAGGAGUUACGCGAGCUGACCGAGAGUUUUGCUCUUCUCGUCCGCGACAAGGAACUGCGGCUGCCUCCCUGGCAGGGCCCUGGGAGCGGCAGCGGGGGCACCCCGGAGGCGGCUGACCCGCUGGGGGACCCCGCUUGCUGCCGCCCUCCGGAGGCGCUAUGCUGCCCUUCGUGCCUGCGUCUCCUCCACGAGCCGGUGACUCUGCACUGCGGGCACACCCACUGCAAGCGGUGCGCCCGGAGCGACGGCGGGCAGUGUGUCCGCUGCCCGCUCCGGCGUCCCAUCCCCGCCUGUGCCUCUUCCGCGGCCUCCAGCACGGCCGGGCAAUCCCCCGCCGACCUCCGCGUCAACGUGGUGCUGGGCAGCUUGCUAGAAAAAUGGUUCCCGGCCGAGAACAGAGCGCGCCGGCUGUGCGCCGAAGGGGAUGCCUUGCUGGAGAAGCAAGAUCUGGCGGCCGCUUUGGAGAAGUACAACCAGGCCCUUGAACUCGCUUCUUGUAGAUGUUGGUUAAUAGCACAGCGGGCAGAACUUUGUACAGCUAUGAAGAAUUAUCAAAAAGCCCUUCAUGAUGCAGAAAUACUGUGUCAAAAUAAACCCCAUUGGCCUAAGAGUCAUUAUGUCAAAGCACAAGCUCUUUCUGGAUUAGGAAGGAUUGAAGAAGCAUUGAAGGAAUUUCUUUAUUGUGUUGCCUUAAAUCCUGAGUGGAAUUCAAUGAAGAUGGAAGCCCAAAAGAUAAUGUGUGAGAUGUUUUUUCCAGCAUUUGAAAAUAUUCCUGAUAGUUUAACAACACCUUUUUGUAAUCGGACCUCUUAUACAAGAUUGAAACCUGCAUUUCUAAGUAGCAUAAAUACACAAUCUUCUAGUGAAGAUGGGUCAACAGCAGAGAGCUCAAAGGAGACCAUGUUGAGGUUAACAAGAAAUCCUUCCCAAGAGAAUGAUGUCUAUCGCUGUAUUGAUUCUUCAAUUUCCCAUCAUGAAUUCUACUUUGAAGAGAACAAGAAAACUUUAGGAAAAGUCCUCUCCAGCCUACCCAAUGCAAACUUGAAAAGAAAAUUUUCUACUGAUGUGGGAGACUUACAGAAUCUGGAUGUCCCGAGCAAAAUCCCUAGAAAAGAUGGUGAUGCUACUUGUGGAAACUCAGCUUCUCUUCCCAUAAAAGAGAUUCCUACAAAUCUUAUGGAUGCAUCUGACUUUGAGUGUUCUCUUUGUAUGAGGUUAUUCUAUGAGCCUGUUACUACUCCUUGUGGACAUACGUUCUGCCUCAAAUGCCUUGAACGUUGUCUGGAUCAUAAUCCCCACUGUCCGCUUUGUAAAGAAAAGCUCUCAGAUUUUUUGGCAAAUCGAACUUACAAAAAGACCAUCCUUACUGAAGAAUUAAUAGUUCGCUACUUUCCAGAAGAACUAUCUGAAAGGAAAAAGGUUUAUGAAGAAGAAAUGAAGGAAUUAUCAAAUCUGAAUAAAGAUGUUCCCAUUUUUGUAUGCACUAUGGCUUUCCCUACCAUUCCUUGUCCUCUUCAUGUCUUUGAACCCCGUUAUCGAUUAAUGAUAAGAAGAUGCAUGGAAACAGGCACUAAACAAUUCGGCAUGUGUUUAACUGAUGAACUGAAAGGGUUUGCAGAUUAUGGCUGCAUGUUGGAAAUCAGGGAUGUGAAGUUUUUCCCUGAUGGACGCUCAGUUGUUGAUACAGUUGGUGUUCGGCGUUUUAGGGUCUUAUGCCAUGGUCAGCGAGAUGGAUAUAAUACUGCAAAUAUUGAAUAUUUGGAAGACGAAAAGGUUGAAGGGGCAGAGUACGAAGAGCUGGUCCGCAUUCAUGAUUCUGUUUAUGAUCAAGCUGUAUCCUGGUUUACUUCUCUUAAAGACAAUAUGAAAGCACAAAUUUUAAACCAUUUUGGACCAAUGCCAGGGAAAGAACGUGAGCCACAGAGUAAUCCCAGUGGUCCAGCUUGGUACUGGUGGCUGUUGGCAGUAUUACCACUAGAGAACAGAGCCCAAUUGGCCAUUCUUGCUAUGACUUCACUUAAAGAUCGUCUCAUUGCCAUUCGUCGUGUAUUAAUAUUUGUGACCCGCAAAAGACCCAGAUGACACAGUCUUAUUUGUGAAGACACACUGAAAACAACUAGUUUCUAAUUCUAAUAAGAAAACAGUUGGUAAUUGAACAGUUCUUCCCUCUGCUCAUUUAAGCAUUCAUUCUUCUUUGCACACGCUGGACCCAAUAGUUAAUCAAGUAUUCUGUGCCUCUUGUCCUGGAAUAAUCUGAGCCUCUUGGAAGUUGUGCCACAACAGAGCAUACAGUAGUUGCAGGCAUCAACUGAGUACAUAAUCAUCACCUACUUAUUAUAAUGAGACAAUUGAGUCAGAAGUACUAAAAUGUCUACAAAUCCCCAGUUGACAUUUUUAUUUCUUUGUCGAAACAGACUUGGAGUAGUGGAUUAGAAACUGAGAAUAUGUAUUGUUAGAAUUGUCCUUGUGGUAGCUAGUUGAAAAGAAAUUCUCAAAUGUUCCUCUGGAAGAAAGCACCAACAGCAACUUUUUAUCUGCAAGGUGGACAAAAGUAUCGGACAUAAAUGGGAUUGCCAGGAUAAAAUGUUCCACUUCCAAAGAACACUGUUCAAAACAGUAUCUGAUGAAAUAGCUUUGUGGCUGGUUAUAAGCCAAUUCCUUGUGUUUGUAAUUUGCAUGCUAUAUGUAUUGAGAAAAAUGUUUCAUAAUAUAUCUAAGAAGACUGAGUCAUUCUUCCCUCCCAAGCCCGCUUUCCAUCAGGAAUCUACAAUAAGGAGUUACCUAUGGACAGCCUUGUAGUUGGGACAUGGAACUAACCGCCUUCCAAGUGGACAUAACUGUGUCUUAGGGAAAGCUUCUCUCUGCCAUUAAAUACUUGAGAUUGCAAAGCUCCGUGGCUGGAUCAUGGCCAGCAUAUUUAGUGUAUAUCUACACUAUUAAUUUCAAGCUCUUCAGCGAUCAUCUUAACUAAAGGCUGUUGAAAAAUCGAAUCACCAUUUCAAUUUUAUCCUUCUAGUUUUAUCUGGAAGUAACACUUAAGUAAAAUCCAUCUUUACUCACAACUGCCAUACCAGCCUAAUAGGUUCUUCUAAGAAAACUUAAUUACAUAUACUUUUGAAAACCAAAACCUUAAUAUUACUUGUUUGUACCGAAUACUGUUCGUGCUUGAAGUUCUUGCUGACAUGAAAGGAGACACAAAUGGAAUCCUGUACUGCAAAUUUCAAUGCAAGUUUAAAUUAGAUGUAAAUAUAUCUGUAUUUUGAUGUCUUCAUAUAUGUGAUUAACUUUUUAAAAAUGGUCGAAUUAUUGGAAAUAGUUUAGUUGUAAACAUGAAACAGCAAAUCAGUAUUGCUAAUUCAAACUGCUGGGAUCUCUGAAUUUCCAGAAAUGAACAGGACAUGAAAAUAAUAUUAUUUCAGGUUUUAGAACAUAGUGCAAAGACACAACAAGCUAAAAGAUAUCGGGUGUAAAAAAAAAUUAAUCUGGCAAGAAAAUAAUGACAAUACCAAAAUAUUUCAAAAGUGCCUCCUUUAUGAAUUAGAAACAGCAUGUGCUCUUUGGACAAAGGCAUAGAAAUUUCAAAUGUAUACAGGAAGUCUAAUAUCAAAAAGACUGAUUUUAGUAAGUACUAUAAUUGUGUGGUAUUAGAAGAUUGUCUAAAAAAUCUUGACCAGAUAGCAGUUUCCUAAGACUGAUCAACACAGCCUGAAUGUACUGUAAUUGCUUCUUCUUGGAAUUCACUUUUUGUAGUUAAGUAUUGACCUGUGACUGCUCUUUCAAUUGUUAACUGUGCAACUUGCAAAUGAAGUUCUAAUAAUUUCUGCCAUAGCCUUCCUGCAAGUUCUAAUUUCUUUACCACAGUUUGUAGAUUCUCUUUCAAGUAUUUUUUUAAAGUUUGCACCUGGUCCUGGCUGACCUUGGUGGAUCUUGAAUACUAAACAAAGUCAGUCCUCAUUACUACUUGGAUAGGGAAUCAUCUGGCAUCUCUGAAGCUGUAGGUGAGACCAAGAAAUUUAAAACAAAAACGUGCCAGAAGGAGGCCAUGGCAAGCCACAUCAGUGGCUUGCCAGGAAUACCGCAUGAAUUUCUCCAGGUAGUCACUAGAAGUCAGGCAUGAUGUUACUGUUUCAAAAUUAAAGCCAGAGAGAAGGAGGUUCUCACUUAGUUCUCCUUUCUAUCCAGUCCCUGGGUGCUAUCACACUUUCCUUCAACACAGCUGUCUUCCUGUUCAUUCACUGGACUAUAAAAGCUUCCAAGUUUUAUCAAGAAAGAAGUUUUUCAAAAUGAACCUCAGUGAUUUUUUGCAGGGAACUUGGACCACCUUCAUUAUUUUUCACAGUUUUAGCUGUGAUUACUUGGAAUGUCUCUGGCAAGAUUUUGGUUCACAUCUUGGUUUUCUCUUUCCCUUUUCUGUUUUGUUAUGUUACUAAUUGAACCUACAGAACAAUUCAGCAUAAGUACAAUUAACUAAUUUCUUCCUAAGUUACUGUUUUGGCACUUUCCAUUUUUGAGGCAGAAUCCUAUAUACUAUUCCUUAGAUUGCCAUCUGAUGCUAUCUUUUGGAUGAGGAAUUUUAUGACAGUCUUCAGCAUGGUACUUUUGCGCUUUAAAAUCAAAAGCCAGGCUGAUGAGCCUUUCAGCCAUCAGAACUUGCUCACCUCAGCAGAAAUGCUAACAUAAGUAUAUGAUGAAAACCAUAAUUUUUAUGUUCUUUUCUUUCUCUUAGGCUGAUCAAUCUAGCAAUUUACAGAGAACUGAGGAUUACAGUGUCCUCAUUGUCUAAAAUGCUUUGCAGAAAUAAUAUUGAGAACAUAUUUUUAUUGAUUAUAAGAGGGCUGCAAAGACAUCACAGCCACACCUGUAAAAAGCACGCAAAAACCUGAAAUCCGUAAUAGUUUGCUUCCAAAUAAUAGGUGAAGUUUAGACCAUUUUAAAUUUCACCACUCAUGAAAUAUUUGCUACAGUGGCCUUUAUCUACUGUUUUCAAAUACCCUUUUUUCCUUUCAGUUGCUAAGGGUGCUUUGGGAUUCCGAUAAGCUGAUAAGCUGCGGAUUUCUGCUCUUUGAUUCAUGCUGCAGUUCAUUUUCAAUGAAAAGGAAUAAGAUUUGUUUAGAAAACUGUGUGCAUUAGUCAUACAGCGCUUUGCGUAACUGAAGGUCUGGUGUUGGGUAGCGCCUUAAUUUUGCAGCACUAGAAUGAUUGUAUCAACAAAGCACCAUAAAAACAAAAUCUGGCGCUCGUGACCAGUUUUUAAAAAAUAUUUAAUGUAGAUAAAACUUGAAGCAAAUAUACUCAUGUUUUGAAACUGGUUGAUGUGUAUGUGGAUAAGUGUAGAUCGUUGUACAUAAGUGUAAAUAUAAAUUAUUCCUUUUUAUACUUAGUAAAACAAAGUCAGGUAUGUGUUACAGCUAGGUUUGGCACUUUGUUGCAUAAAACCAAACUUUUUUUUAAAAAAAAUUGCUGCAAUGUUCUUUUUGUGUAUAUUUGGAAUAUCCAUGGAAAAACAUAUUUAAGUGACAUUUCAAAUAAAUAAUUUUUGUUUGCCAUUGU
Molecule: messenger RNA, 5861 nt
Organism: Crotalus tigris (Tiger rattlesnake)
Lineage: Eukaryota; Metazoa; Chordata; Lepidosauria; Squamata; Viperidae
Gene: LONRF2
Product: LON peptidase N-terminal domain and ring finger 2
Exons: 12
Coding region: 24-2393 (789 amino acids)
Biological process (GO): protein ubiquitination
Molecular function (GO): ubiquitin-protein transferase activity; protein binding
Source: RefSeq, a predicted model, not a curated record